Molecule: messenger RNA, 384 nt
Organism: Bursaphelenchus xylophilus (pine wood nematode)
Lineage: Eukaryota; Metazoa; Nematoda; Chromadorea; Rhabditida; Aphelenchoididae
Source: the annotation of a GenBank genome assembly
AUGUCUGGACGUGGAAAAGGAGGUAAAGCCAAGACCGGAGGCAAGGCAAAGUCCCGCUCAUCCAGAGCCGGACUUCAGUUCCCCGUGGGUCGUCUCCACAGAAUCCUUCGCAAGGGAAACUAUGCGCAACGUGUUGGCGCUGGAGCCCCUGUCUACUUGGCCGCUGUUCUCGAAUACUUGGCUGCUGAAGUAUUGGAGUUGGCUGGAAACGCCGCUCGUGACAACAAAAAGUCCAGAAUCAACCCCCGCCAUCUUCAAUUGGCCGUCAGAAAUGAUGAAGAAUUAAACAAACUCUUGGCCGGAGUCACCAUCGCUCAAGGCGGUGUCCUCCCCAACAUCAACGCCGUUCUGUUGCCCAAGAAGACUGGAGAAAGUCAAGCCUAA